This is a messenger RNA of Temnothorax curvispinosus, 2121 nucleotides long. RefSeq lists its product as uncharacterized. Gene Ontology annotation, molecular function: protein binding. The transcript has 5 exons. Lineage: Eukaryota; Metazoa; Arthropoda; Insecta; Hymenoptera; Formicidae. Bases 1 to 1935 code for a protein of 644 amino acids. The record is from RefSeq and is a predicted model, not a curated record.
AUGUUAAAGCGUAAACUGCCGAAGGAUUGGAUUACUGUCAAUUCUAAAAGUCAUCCGGACAGAGUGUAUUACUUUAAUGUGAAAACAAAUAAAUCUUCGUGGAUUCAACCAACAUUGGACGAGGCCAGCAAAACAUCUUUAGUAAAUGAAUGUAAAAUUCACGAAGAAGAGGUUCAUCGCAGUGCAAUGACACCUGAGCGCAAUGUUGAGAAAAAGGAAAUAUCCAAUCGACGACGUUCGUAUGAUAAAAUCUUGGACACCCCGCAAAUGAAGGCCCUUAAAGCAAAGGUGCUGCAGAGAUUAGAAGCCAGGAAUAAGUCUUCUCCCUCGUCGUUAGAAGUUUCAUAUGCAAGGACAGUGGAAACUAAGAGAAGGAGUUUUCCUCCAAGAAACUCCUUUUCAAAGUUAAGGGAUGAUACAUCAGUAACAUCUCGAGACAAGAAUGAUAAUGAAGUCACAUUCACACCACAAAUUGGACUUUCCGAUGGUAUAGACGUUGUCGACCACUCGCGAAACGUCGAAGCCAGGGAAGCCGAGACGACUGAGAUGAAAAUCUCGUGCGUUCAAGAUAUGAUUUCGUCGUUGCAGAAACCCGAAUCUUUCGGCAAGACAGCAUCGCCGAUAGACGAAGGUAGAGACUCAAAGUAUCCUGACGAAUGGCUAACAGAUCAAAACAGAUCGUUAAGGUACUUCGAUCCUCCCAAGAUGUCGGAAAUCUGUCAAGUAUCACCGAUUUGCGAGUUAGCGACCUCGCCAGUUCGUAGGGAACCUUUUUUUCUAAACGAGGAACUUCAUCGCUCGGCUUUUGAUACGAUCGAAGGGUCCUGCAGAAACGGCGCCGUCAUCCGGGAAUCCGAUCGAUCCGACCAAUCGAGGCUGAUGUUCGGCCGUAGCCUGUCGAACGAGAGCGAGCCGUACGACGAUCCGUACGAGUCGAAGGAGUUGCGUGCGGCACAUUCCGACGUAACGAACAAGUUAAUCAGAACGAUAUCGGAGGAGUCGCUGCCGCGGGAGAUGCUGGAGGGGGUCGACGAGGAGAUGGUCGACUUCUUCGACGAGAAGCUGGCCAAGGACGCGACGAAUAAAUUGAAGAAGGAUUGCCAGGAUCAGCUGGUAAAAACGCCACCGCCGAGCCCGGAGCCAAAGAUCAAAGCCCAAAUCCUGGAUAACGAUCAUUCGGCCUUGCUGAAGGUUCUGAAUGACGAGGCGGCCGACGGAAGUAAUCUCAGCUCGAUGACGCCGAGCCUCACCGAGCUCGAAGCAGCGCUUUCGGAUAUGUUGGAGAAGGAGGAUCAGCCCGACGAAAUUAUGAAACGAGAGAACGCGAGCGAGGAAUGCAAAUCGACGCCCGUGGAGAAGCUUCUCGAGCCGGAAAUCAUACCCGUGGAGAAGCGCAACGCAAUCGACAGAAGCGUGUCGGAUCAAUGUCGUUCAAUUAAUGAUGACAUUCUAGUCGAUGGUAUGCCUGAGAAUAAGACAGAUCGGUUGUCUUUGGAACAACUCCACGGAGACUCGACGUCGACAUCGAAGAAAAGAAAGGUGUCCUUCUGCAGCUGGGAAGAGAAGGUCAUGCUGGACGUCGAUUUGAAAAAUGACGAGGCAUCGCCGCGCAACAAAGUGCCAGAAAAUUUAGACGAGGCGACGACUCCUAAUUUAAAAGAUUCUGUCGUUAAGUCGGAACUAGGAUCGAGCUCUGACUUUUUCGAAAGCGUCGCAGGUGAUACGAAGGAUAGCGCGAGCUCUGUAGGAGAAACAUCUGAGAAACCUACCAGAUUGAUACAAAAUUUGGAAGACGUAACGGAGGAUUUGUUGGAGCAAAUCCCUACGCCGCCACGAAGGAAGAAUAAAAGUUUGGGUAUUACGAAAGAGUCAGUCAGGAGUAUAGACAAUUAUCACGAAAAUCCUGAUUCUGGUCCCAAUGACAGACUCAUUUAAUAAGAUUACGUGAUAUCGUAAUCUUUCCGCUGUUGUGUGAUCGUGCGCGAUAAUAUGAUCCUACAACUUUGUGCCACAUGAAUUGUUAAUAUUAAUUGUUAAUAUUGUUUAAUACAUUAAUUCAUUAUCGCUAUAAGCUAAUAACCAUGUAAUUAAUAAUAAUAAAAAAGAAAAAAGUAUAACAUA